AUGGAUUCACAAGCGCAGUUGCAGCGUACUCAUGCUCAUCAUCAUCAAGCAGAGGAACCAAUCAAGAUUCACCAUCCAGAGGAAGAAGGGCAUCAUGAGAAAGGACCAUCGAAAGUUCUGAAGAAAGUGAAGGAAAAGGCAAAGAAGAUAAAGAACGUUCUUACUAAACAUGGACAUGGUCAUGAGCAUGAUCGUGGAGGAGAACAACACAUCCCCGACGAUCACGAUCUUGACGAGGAAGAUACUGAAGAUUACGACGUAGGUCAACAAGUCCACGGUGGUGCACCAGCGCGAGGAAAAGCUCAUCACGUUUCUGAUCCACCGAUGAAGGAGGAGAUAGUUCCUCCAGGGACAAAGGCUUUCCCGGUCGUGUCCUCUUCCCACACUAAAGUCUCAGAGCCAAACAAAGGAGUUGAACCAGCACGAGCCCCCAAUGCCUCUCAAGCUCUGCCUCAGCCUGUAAGACCGUCCGGUGUGUCGGGAAAAGAAGAAAAAAGAGGCACAGGCGCUGCUACGAUGACGCCGCAUAACACGCCAGUGUCUUUGCUCUCUUCAACAGAAGAUGUCACGAGUACGUUUGCUCCUGGUGAACAACGUAAAGUCCAUGUCGAGAGAAACAGAGUAUUGGAGGAAGACCCGUCUGCUCCAGGUAAAGGGAUGUCGAAUUAUCAGUCCAAAGUCACUGAUCCCACGGGAAAAGCUGGUGGAGAAGUUGGAGCAGCGCAGACUAUAGCAGCUCUCGCGAGGUUGACAGGAACAGGUGGAGAUGAUCAACUAGGGCAUGGAAGAGAUCUGCCUGAGAGAAGACACGGUUUUGAGAGAGAACUUCCGGCGAGGAGACAUGACUUGGAUGUGAAGUCAGGAGCCUCUUUGGGCAAAGAUUUUCCGAUAGGAACUCAAACUAAUCAGAACGCUGAACGUUUUGAUCAACAGAGGGGUGAUGAAACGCAUCAGCCGGAUCAGAGCAGCUACACCGACAAGAUCACCUCAGUGACUUCGGUCGUGGCGGAUAAAGCUGCGGCGGCCAAAAACGUCGUCGCCUCGAAGCUUGGAUACUCCGGGGAAGGUGGAAACGUAGGAGCUGAGACUCCGAGCUCCGGGGAAGGAUACGGGACCAAGGUUGCAUCGGUGGUGACUCCAGUUUACGAGAAGGUGAAAGAGACGGGAGCUAACGUGAUGACGAAGCGACCCUUCUCCGGGGGAACAGAGGAGACCCAUCAAGGGCAGGACAAGGGGGUGUCUGCCAAGGAAUAUGUAGCGGAGAAACUGAGUCCUGGGGAGGAAGACAAGGCUUUGUCUGAAGUGGUCGCGGAGAAACUUCAUCUCGGAGGAGACACGACGGCGGAACCGAAGAAGGGGACUGUGACUCAAUCUAAGGCGGUGGAGGAAAGGCUAGGAGGGUUCCCGGAUCCGAAAUCGGAAGGAGCGAUCAAACACGGUGAAAGGUAUGCAGAGGAAGGAGAAGGAGGGAUGGUGGAUAAGCUGACAGGAGCUGUUACUUCGUGGAUCUCCGGUACGACGGAGGAGGUGACGCAGAAGUCUACUGAGUCUGUUCAAGAAUCUUCACAGUCCGUAGGCGCCACAAUUGGGAAUAUGGGAUUUUCCGGUUCGGGAGCAGAUGGAGCGGGCCAACGAAGCGGUGAGAAGCGUGGCUCUGUGCCUGUGCAGAAGAAGUUCCAAGAAAAUUGAGAUUAGCUUCUUUUCAUAAUAUAUGGUGUGCUCAUGCUUUCUAGUACAAUGUGUUUCUGGUUUGAUCCAUGGCUAAUUCUCUGCUGCUGUCAUGUAGAAAUAUGGUACAAGUUUUUUUGGGUUAAUA
Brassica oleracea var. oleracea is the source of this 1816-nucleotide messenger RNA. RefSeq names its product low-temperature-induced 65 kDa protein. Gene Ontology annotation, biological process: response to stress; response to abscisic acid. The transcript has 5 exons. NCBI's taxonomy places the organism in Eukaryota, Viridiplantae, Streptophyta, Magnoliopsida, Brassicales, Brassicaceae. The record is from RefSeq and is a predicted model, not a curated record. Bases 1 to 1689 code for a protein of 562 amino acids.